Molecule: messenger RNA, 1227 nt
Organism: Penicillium manginii
Lineage: Eukaryota; Fungi; Ascomycota; Eurotiomycetes; Eurotiales; Aspergillaceae
Product: small subunit rRNA maturation protein TSR4
Exons: 3
Coding region: 1-1227 (408 amino acids)
Biological process (GO): maturation of SSU-rRNA
Cellular component (GO): cytoplasm
Source: RefSeq, a predicted model, not a curated record
AUGGAUCCCUACGAUAGUGACUCCAGUAUCGAUGAGGACUUCACCGAGACCGGUGUUCUCCUCGGAUACGCCAACGACGAAGUCAUCGAAGACACAAUCAGUCACCUGGGCGGCUGGCCGAAAUGGCUUGACGAGUCUACCCCUCCUCCCGGCGACUUUGCCAACUGCAAAGUCUGCAACCAACCUCUGAUCCUGCUUCUCGAAUUACACGGCGAUCUCCCCGAUCACUUUCCCAACGACGAGCGCCGACUGUACCUCUUCGGAUGCCCGAGAAAGCCAUGCAAUCGCAAGCCAGGCAGCAUCCGCGCAUACCGCUCAACUCGCAAAAUCAACCUGGAAAACCCCCAGGCCCACAAACAGGAGGAAAAGAAGAAGCCCGUCGAAAAGGCCCCCGAGCCCACACCUGCUCCUGAGAAACCAAAGCAAGACCUUGGCGCCAGUCUAUUCGGAGCCACAUCUCUGACAGGUAGUGUCUCCGCGAAUGCAAACCCCUUCUCCUCCAACUUCGGCGCACCAGCAGCCGGCGGCGCCAAUCCCUUCGCGAUGCCGAAAUCCGCUGCCCCCGCACCAUCACCAACCCCCACCAAGAGCGAAACCAACGCGCUGGCCGAUUCCUUCGCUGACAAGGUCCGUCUCUCAUCCCCAGAAGACGAGUCCAGUACGACGUCCACAAACCCCGCCGCAGCAUCCAAACAGACCCCCGAGUCUGCAGACUCCCAGACACCCUGGCCCACGCAGUCCGCCUUCCCAAUGGAGCCCAUGGACGAGGACGGCGGUGCCUCUGGCUUCGGCGAUCUGAAGGAUACAUUCGAGUCGGAGCUCGAUAAGGCCUUUAUGAAAUUCUCCACCCGCCUCGCGCAUAACCCUGAGCAAAUCCUGCGCUACGAGUACCGCGGUGCGCCGCUGCUGUAUAACUACGCGGACCAGGUGGGCAAGCGCUUACAUCCUGAUCCUACCGUUAGUAAGGUGACCACCACGGCUCGGGGUAGUAUCCCGCAUUGCGAGUACUGUGGUAGUGAGCGGGUGUUUGAGCUUCAGCUUACGCCGCAUGCGAUUAGCGUGCUUGAGGAUGGACGUGAGGGUGUGGGACUGGGUAAGGAUGAUUCGGGAAUGGAGUGGGGGACUAUUAUUAUGGGUGUUUGUGCGAAGGACUGCGCGCCGCAGAAUAUUGGCGUUGUUGGUUGGAGAGAGGAGUGGGCUGGUGUGCAGUGGGAGGAGAUGAAAUAG